AUGGGAGCGGACGUACCGGGAGAACCUGUUGAACCAGAGUAUAAAAUAUUUUAUGAUUUAAAAACAUACAAUGACAGUGAAAAAGAAGCAGAUAAAGUAAACGAUCCAGAUAAAAUUAUUUCUGCGUGUGAAAAAAUUCAAUCUACAGAAGGAUGGAAUGAGGAAAUUAAAAAGGUUUGUGAAAAAUUAAUGAAAUAUUUUUUAUUCUGGUAUAAAGAUAAAACUGAUAAUACUGAUAUUAAUAAUAUUCAAAUUGGUAAUUAUAUUGAAUAUUUUAACUAUUUGCUUAAUGGUAAAUUAGGGGCGAUCACAAUAUCUGAAUCGGAUAGACCUAAGGCAUAUGAACAUUUCAAAAAUAUUAUAGCUGAUGAGACUAAAUUGAAUAAUUUAAAGGUUAAAAUAUAUGAUAUUAAGAAAGAAUAUUAUGAAAAAAUGAAAAUAAUGUAUGAAUUGUAUGAAAAUUUUUAUAAAAUUAAGAGUAUAGGAGAUAAUGGAGCGGAUGAGCACAAUAAAUGUUCAGAUUACGUUAACAAUUGUGUUGGCGAAUAUAGCAAGUUUAAAGAUAUAUGUUAUGUACAAGAAGAUAAAGAUCAAGUAGAAUAUAAAAAAUUAUGUAGUGCAUUAAGAGAUUUCUAUGAUUUAUAUAAAAUUAAUAGAUACUAUCAGAAAUCAUGUAAGGGUGUAAAAUUACCAAAAUUGCCAGAAUUUAAAAAACCUAAAGAUGCAACUGAAGAAAAAAGGUUUGAGAAAUUUACAAAAUGUAGUGAAAAAACAUUUAAUUAUGCAGUUGAUGAUAUUGAAAAAAGAUAUGAAAAAGAUAUUUUAAAAAAAUUAAAUGAAUAUAAGUUCUACGAAAAUUUUAAUAAUAAAAAUUAUUCGUCUGAAGAUAAUGAAUAUUGCUCGGAAAUAAAACCAUCAAUAGAUAAGGAAUGUAAAAUUUACACACUUUGCGCUAAGAUAGAAACAAAUUUUAAAAAGUUACAUAGUAUGGACCUUACUAAAGGUAAUAAGGAACGCUGUUUAUAUUUCACUUAUUGGUUAUACGACCAAAUCAGUAAAACGUUUAGUAAUAAUUCUAAUUACAUUGUUGACAUACGUGAUGUUAGUAACCUUUUUGGUGUAAUAUACAAAAUUAAUCGAAAAUUUGAAGAAAACAAAAAGUGCUACGUGGAUUAUAGGAUUAAUACAAAAGUGGGUGAAUUAAAAGAAAUGAAGCAUAUGCAUGACUAUUUUAUGGUUUUUAAAAGCCUUAAAAAGCAUUCACCUUGUAAAAAAGAAUAUAAACAAACAUGUUGUGAUUAUGUUCAAGAUAUUAACAGACUAUAUAAAAAGUACAUAGGUAAUUGUUGCACUUGUUAUUUUCGUUCUAACGAAUGCCAUAACAACUGUGAUGAUUAUUUUAAUUGUCAUCAGGAUUAUAAUCCGUACAAACUUUAUGAAGAAUUUGAAUGUGAAAAAUUAGGGGAUAACGAAAAAGGAUUCGAAAAAUUAGGAACACCUACAGCCAUUGAUUAUUAUUUUAUACAUUUAAGAUCAUUGAGACCCCAAUGUAAUUCAAUAUUUUGUGACCUCUUCUAUGUGGCCGUUUUAUCUGCCUUUUCUGUACUUGGGUUAUUUUUAGUGUUCUUUAUUUUUUACAAGGUAGGCGAAAUUUCGCAUUAG
Molecule: messenger RNA, 1662 nt
Organism: Plasmodium vivax (malaria parasite P. vivax)
Lineage: Eukaryota; Apicomplexa; Aconoidasida; Haemosporida; Plasmodiidae
Exons: 3
Coding region: 1-1662 (553 amino acids)
Source: RefSeq, a predicted model, not a curated record